CGUGGAUCACUCCUGGUCACAUGACUGUUUCUGCUGCCAACAUGGCUGCCGAGGAUCUGCCUGCUGAUUUUGACAUCGUCAUUCUGGGCACAGGUCUUGCUGAAUCAGUGGUAGCGGCUGCCUGUUCGAGGGUUGGACAAAGAGUUCUUCACCUGGACAGGAGGAGUUAUUAUGCAGCUAACUGGGCCAGUUUCACCUUUAACAGCCUGCUCACCUGGAUCAAGGAGCAGAAUGAGGAGCCCAAGCCAGAAGAAGUCAAGGAUUGGUCCAGUCUAAUGGAGGAAGGGGAGGAGCUAAUACACCUUGCAAAUUCAGACUCCGCCUCCAUCACUAACUUGCAGGUGUUCAGUUUCACCAGUGAGGAGGAGGAGGAAGCUCCAAAUACCACAGAGGAAGAAAAAGCAGCUGAUGAAGAUGCAGUUAAAGAGUCUUCAGAGACAGAAUCUGCAGAUUCAAAGGAGGAGGAAGCUGGAGCUGCAGAGAAGGAGGACCAGCCUGCUCAGACAGAAGGGGAGGAGCCUAAGGCUGACCAGCCACUCCCCUCUUCUCCUUCAAACCCAUCAGAGCCAGUCAGGAAGAAGAUCAGCUAUGCUCAGUUGGUGAAAGAAGGACGCAGGUUCAACAUUGACCUGGUCUCCAAGUUGUUAUUCUCUCGCGGCUCAUUGGUCGAUCUGCUCAUCAAAUCAAAUGUCAGUCGUUACGCUGAGUUCAAGAACGUCACCAGGAUACUCACCUAUCGCCAUGGCAACGUAGAGCAGGUUCCCUGCAGCAGAGCUGAUGUGUUUGCGAGUCGUCAGCUAUCGGUGAUUGAGAAGAGGAAGUUGAUGCGCUUCCUGACUUCCUGUAUGGAGGAGACUGAGGAGCAGACAGCCUACAACGGUCGACCAUAUUUGGAAUUCCUGCGUAACCAACAGCUGGGGGAAAGCCUGCAACACUUCCUGCUUCAUUCCAUUGCCAUGGUAGCAGAAGACACACCCACAGAGGAAGGUCUGGCUUCCACACGUCACUUCCUGCGUUGCCUGGGUCGCUAUGGCAACACUCCCUUCCUUUUUCCUGUCUAUGGCCUUGGAGAGAUCCCCCAAUGCUUCUGCAGGAUGAGCGCCGUGUUCGGAGGGAUCUACUGUCUGAGACACUCGGUCCGCUGUCUUAUCGUGGACAAGGACACCAACAGGUGUAAGGCGGUGAUCGACAGCCGAGGACAGCGAAUCAGCUGCAGCCAUGUUGUUGUAGAGAACAGUUACCUGGAUGCAGACAGUACGAAGAUGGCCACGCCCCCCAGGUAUCUGAGCCGAGCCAUCCUCAUCACAGACUCGUCAGUUCUGCCCUCAGACUCUGAUCAGCAGAUCUCCAUGGUAACAGUUCCUCCACCUGCAGCAGGAUGUCCUGCAGUUAAGAUGGUGGAGCUGUGCUCGUCCUCGAUGACCUGCAUCCCUGGAACAUAUUUGGUCCAUCUCACCUGUCAGUCAGUUGGCUCCGCACAUGAGGACCUGUCGCCGGUGGUAACCAGGAUGUACAGAACCACAGAGUCUCAGGACGAAGACCAGCGUCCUUCAGUCCUCUGGUGUCUCUACUUCAACAUGGCCGACGGCUCAACACUGCAGGUCGAAGGUCACUCCCUGCCAUCUAAUGUGUACAUUUGCUGUGGUCCAGAUGGAGACCUGGGACACGAACACGCCGUCAAACAGGCUGAAUCCAUCUUCCAGAAGAUUCUCCCAGAGGAGGAGUUCUGUCCUCCUGCUCCGAACCCUGAGGACAUAAUUUAUGAUGGAGAAAACACCUUCACUGAAGAGGACAGAGGAGCAGUGGACAAAAAGGAUCUUCAGGAGGAGGAGAAUAAUGGAAAGAGCCAGGAGGAGAACCAGGAGCAGCAGAGUGUUGAGCCUGAGGAGUGAUGCUAACCUUAAGGCUGCAAAAUAAAUCUUCUACUGAACAUUUUGGGUCAAAGUUGCCUUCAGUUGUUUGGUUCUGUUAAAAUGUCUCAAUAAAGCUUCAACAUGA
This is a messenger RNA of Girardinichthys multiradiatus, 1998 nucleotides long. RefSeq names its product CHM Rab escort protein (gene chm). Gene Ontology annotation, molecular function: GDP-dissociation inhibitor activity. The record is from RefSeq and is a predicted model, not a curated record. Gene Ontology annotation, cellular component: Rab-protein geranylgeranyltransferase complex; cytosol; cytoplasm. Gene Ontology annotation, biological process: vesicle-mediated transport; protein geranylgeranylation; intracellular protein transport. The transcript is spliced from 17 exons. Lineage: Eukaryota; Metazoa; Chordata; Actinopteri; Cyprinodontiformes; Goodeidae. The coding region runs from base 21 to 1892 and encodes 623 amino acids.